Molecule: messenger RNA, 2757 nt
Organism: Exophiala bonariae
Lineage: Eukaryota; Fungi; Ascomycota; Eurotiomycetes; Chaetothyriales; Herpotrichiellaceae
Exons: 6
Coding region: 1-2757 (918 amino acids)
Biological process (GO): DNA-templated transcription
Molecular function (GO): DNA binding; zinc ion binding
Source: RefSeq, a predicted model, not a curated record
AUGGAGUCUUCGAUCAGCCACUCAUCGAACCAGAAGCUCAUGAGUAAUCCAGAACUUCCACUCGCACACGAUGAGAAUGCUCAAGGUCACCCGCAAUUUGAGACUUUUUCGGGCUUCGAACAAGAACCAGUUUUUCCCGCACCGACGUUCGAACAAGACGUCAUGGCCAGCUUUGAAGGACUUCGAGACGUCGAGACAUCUCACUCAUCAGGACAUACUGCAGUGUCAAUCACAGGCCUUGAAGAUCUCUUGAAUGAUGCUUCACUCCCGCGGGAUGUUCUUGAUUUCGGCGUCGAUCUGACCUUUGACACGCCUAGUAUUUUCCAUACAGAAUUUCUGCUCCCUACUGAUCAACAGCUGCUACAGCCGGAAUUUGAGCUAGUCGAGGAUGAACCCCAUGGGAAUCAAGGGGGUUUCGUGACGCCAGGCCUUCGAGGGAAGCUAGAUAUUAUUGCAAGUGUUCAAGCUUUCAAAGAAUCCCUGUGGCUCUGGACGCCAGAGAUCAGCGAUCACAACGCACUUGAGCAGCGCAAUCUCUCUUUGCCUUGGGAUAGCACGUCAUCGGGGAGCGACUUCUUCAGCGAAUUCCCGCUUCUGCAGCAAGGUAUAAGCAGCGUUACCAGGGGCAAGAUCUUGGCCAUGGUCCUUCGCACUUGCGAAGCAACCGUGCAACCUCAUGUGAUAUCGCAUUUCCCAAGCUCGGAGCUGUUGACCAAUCUCAUUCAAAAUUUCCUCAGCUUCCAUUUACAGCAGGAAAUCAUGUGGAUACAUCCGGCGUCAAUUGAACUGAACAAGGAGCCCCCAUUAUUUCUAAUUAGUAUGGUCGCAACUGGGGCGGCGAUAUCGCCUAUUCAGGAGAUUCGAAAAUUGGGGUUCGCCAUGCAGGAAGUAUUGAGGGAGGCUUUACCAUCGGAAUUCGAGCACGAUAAUCGAUUAACACGUGACCUCAGGACGUUGCAAAGCUUUGCUCUGAGUUUGGAUAUCGGUUUAUGGAGUGGCAAUCGAAGGAAAAUGGAGAUAGCAGAAAGCUUCGCUAUGCCAUUGAUCACAAUGGCCCGAAGAGCUGGCCAUUAUCGGCUUCCACGAACAAUUGAGCUGCCACCACAGGUAGAGGAUAAUGGAGAGCUUCUUGAAUCGAAGUGGCGAAACUGGGUUCGUCAAGAGUCCUUCAAACGGAUUGCACUGUACCUAUUCUAUCGAGAUACAAGAUCUUCUAUUUCUCUCCUAAGUCAGCCGUUGAUCUCCUACGCCGAGGUUUCUACUUCACUACCGUGCCACAAAGCAUUAUGGCUUGCAAAGAGUUCAGGUGAAUGGAGGGAAGCUUACUCAACUCAAAAUCGUGAAGGACGUUAUCCCUUGCCAUCAGUCCGAUCAUGCAUUGACGACAUAACGCCCCUGUUUGAGCGCCAAAGCAUGGUAGAUGUCGACAUGUCGUUGCUUAUAAUCAUUGCUGCAGUUUGGCCACUGAUCUGGCAGUUCAGAGAGAUGAAAAGUGUACUCAGGUCCCGAACCUCCUCAGAUUCACGGCACAGUUUGUCAACUAUGAAUGCAAGACGACAUGAAGUGGAACAAAUGCUACGACAUAUUCGUUUGAUCUCCACAGAAUGGCAUGGCAAAUUCCAACCAACUGCUGGAUUGCUCCAGGAGCAAUGCUUAAUGCAUCUCCAUGCAUCUCUAGAGGAUGUCCAGCUCUUAGCCGGGAGAGAGGGAGAGGAAGAAGCUCGAAGAGUGUUCCCGACAUUGACAGCGUGGGUCGACUCAACGGACGCCCGGCAGGCCCUUUUCCAUGCUGGUCAAGUGAUCCGUGCGUCCAGAGAAUAUCACAGAUCCAUGCUUAGGGAUGCGGCCGCGGUCGCCGUGUACCAUGCAAGCUUGGUCUUCUGGGCGUACGCUGUAUUGUCACGAAGUCACGGUGCUGAAGGAGCACAAAACUCCGCGUCGAGCGCUACCAAUUCAAAGGCCGUAUUUUAUGUCAGACUUGACGAUGAAAACGGCCCCGAAGUGCAACGUUUCGUGAUGUUUGGCAAAGGGAUUCCUUGUAUCGGUCGUGAGGUGGUGGAACAAGGCAAUGAAGGAUUCAGAGAAGUUCCAAUCAAGGAUGUCGGGGAAGUCAUGAACACGAUCACUAAACUUCUACAUGCACAGCACGAAGGGGGGGAGAACAGCUGCCCACCGCUUCUGGCGAAUCUGAGUAAACUCAUGCAAUCCCUCGGAAAGGCCGCGGGUACCAUGUCUGCCAAAGUCGCACUGGUAACCGCCAGCUCGGCGGGUCUAGGGGCCGCUACCGCUAAAGCGCUUGCAGCUGCUGGGUUCAACGUCGUCAUUAACUACAAAAGUAGUAAAGCGAAAGCCGAUGCUGUGGUCUCAGAUAUCCAACAAAAGCAAUCGCUAGCAGAUGGUCGUCCUCAAUCUCUCGCGAUUCAGGCAGAUAUGUCCAAGCGGACGGAUAUUUCGCAUCUAGUAGAAGCCGUCAUCAACACUUUUGGCCGAUUGGAUUGCGUUGUAUCAAAUCAAGGCUGGACUAAAAUGCGACAAUUCAAUGACCUAGAUGAUAACGUUGAGGAAUCGGACUGGGACCUGUGCUAUAACAUGAAUGUCAAAUCACACCUCUACUUGUUCCACGCUGUGAGACCUCAUCUGGCGAAGGUUAAUGGGUCUUUCACGACCAUUGCAUCGUUGGCGGGUGUCAUUCCGAGUGGCAGCUCCAUUGUACGUUCGUUCUCAAACUUCGAUCAAGACUUCUGUGUCCAUGACUGA